Messenger RNA from Wyeomyia smithii (pitcher-plant mosquito), 1662 nucleotides. RefSeq names its product spliceosome-associated protein CWC27 homolog. NCBI's taxonomy places the organism in Eukaryota, Metazoa, Arthropoda, Insecta, Diptera, Culicidae. The transcript is spliced from 3 exons. Gene Ontology annotation, biological process: protein peptidyl-prolyl isomerization; protein folding. Gene Ontology annotation, cellular component: catalytic step 2 spliceosome. The record is from RefSeq and is a predicted model, not a curated record. Bases 144 to 1631 code for a protein of 495 amino acids. Gene Ontology annotation, molecular function: peptidyl-prolyl cis-trans isomerase activity.
AAAUUGAUGGACAUAUGGUCGUUGUCACCGAGUCCAAACAGUGAAUACCUGUAUAUUCACAAAAGAAGAAGAAGAAGAAGUAUUCUCUAAAAAAUCUAUAAGCUAAGAAAGAAGGGUUUUAUUUAAAUUUAUGACAUAUAACAAUGAGUAAUAUCUAUAUCCAGGAACCUCCGACAACCGGAAAGGUUCUUCUGAAAACCACCGUUGGAGAUAUCGACAUUGAAUUAUGGUCUCGCGAGUGUCCAUUGGCUUGUCGCAACUUUGUGCAGCUUUGCAUGGAAGGUUACUACAAUGGAACAAUCUUUCACCGUGUUGUACGUGGUUUUAUAGUGCAAGGGGGCGAUCCCAACGGCGACGGUACGGGUGGGGAAUCGAUAUAUGUACAUCCGUUCAAGGAUGAAUUCCAUUCCCGGCUGCGCUUCGUUCGGCGCGGACUCGUGGCGAUGGCCAAUUCUGGCAAGAACGACAACGGGUCGCAGUUCUUUUUUACGCUUGGAGCUACACCAGAACUUCAGAAUAUGCACACGUUGUUCGGAAAAGUAGGUGGAGAUACAAUUUACAAUAUGCUGAAACUUGAGGAGGGGGAAGUUUAUGAGAAUGAGCGCCCACAUUUUCCUCACAAGAUACUGAAAGCAGAAAUCUUGAAUAAUCCUUUUCCGGAUAUUGUCCCGCGGGUACUGAAACAGAAAAAAUCCGAAGAAAAGGUAGAGAAACGAAAGAAGGAGAAAGGUGUUAAGAAUUACGGAUUACUUUCUUUCGGUGACGAGGCGGAAGAGGAAGAACAAGAGACAAAUGAUUUUGUACAGAAAAAUAUGACUGGAAAAGGCAAGAGUUCUCAUGAUGUACUGGACGAUUCGACGUUAAGUAAGCAGGCCAUUACUGAAGAGAAACCAGAAAGCAGUAAAGGCCGGGAACAAGACUCAAGUGAAGUGUCCAGUUCGGAUUCAGAAAAAGAUCAUAGCCCUGUAAGCGCUCGUGACAAAAAACGAGUAGAAGACGAAGCUAAAACUAUUCGGGAUAAAUUGAAACAAAGGAAACAGGAAGCCGUGAAGUCGAAUCAAAAAGAUUCAUCCUCGGAUUCAGACUCUGACUUUGGAUUGGAAAGUGAACGCAAAAAAGUGAAAAUGCAAGAGGCUGAAAAGAUACGAAAAGAAAUUAGUAAGCUCAAGAAAGACUAUCAAUCAGACAAACGAAAGGACCGCGAUAAGAUACAGAAAGAAGAAGACAGUAAAAAGAAGAAGGAAGUCAAAAGCGAAGUCAUGAAGGAGUUUUUCUCUGUGCAAGAGCAAUACUCUGAGAAGAAGCAACAACUACCGAAGAAAGGUGUUUCAAGAGAAAAUUUUACUUUGCAACUUUUGGCAAAAUUCAAAAAUAAGCUGCAAAACGUUCAGGAGCAAACGGACGAUGACAUGGUAGCCGGCGGGAGUCGUGAGGAAGGAGAUGAAGAAGAGGAUAUUCGGACUGAUAACUGGCUUUCGCAUCGGUUGCAGUUCGACAAAACUGACCCAAUCCUGGCUAAGGAUGCUGUCACAAAGGAUGACGAUUGGUACGAUGUGUACGACCCAAGGAAUCCGCUGAACAAACGUAAACGUGGUGAAAAGGUACAGACAAAGGAAAAGCCGCGGAAAUAAACUAAACUGCGUGUUUAUUCUAGUUAAUGGA